CUAUUCCGUUCCUAUUUGAAUUCGAUAUGAUUUUAGAAUGUGUUAGACGAUAUAUGCGAAUUAGGUACAAAACAAUGUCACAAGUGUAGCAAGGGGACAGAAGACUGAAGUUCGUGGCCUAGAAGUAAAGAUCAAGGCCGAUAUCCUGGACCGUGAAGUUAAGAUGCAGAUCGCGGCCUGGAAGCCCAAGAUCUCGGCUGCGAAUCGAAGGCCUUAGGGCAUGAACUUCGCGAAGAAGGAGUCGGGAGAAACAAAGAGUUUUCCCUGUCGAAUCAUGGCCACAUCGCAUUUUGACCGCGAGGAAGAACGCGACCGAAAGUCAGCCCGCAAUGUCCUCAAUUUCGAAGGCUAGUAAGACUGCGUUUCAAGAUCGCGGCCUCACAUAUGAAGAUCCCGCCCGUGAUCUCUGCCCUUCUGGCUGCGAACUUGUCUAUCCUAUGAUUGUCUAUAAAUAGGUGACCCCUUUCCCCCUUUUAGAUGAGCUGAUUUUGAGAGAAGAAUUUCUGGUUUUAGGGAGAUAAGAGAAAUGAAGCUGAAGGAAGGAGAAGAGGAGAAGGAUCUGGAAGAGAGGAGACAUCUUCCUCAACCUCAAGUCUUCUUCAAUUUCUUCUAUGUAUCUUCUUCCCUCAUUUAUGGAGUAGUCUUCUAAAGUACUAGGGGUUCUAAACUCCAAACUCUAGUUUUAUGGUUUACUAUGUAUGUAUGGAUACUUUAGGGUUUGAAUGAAUAUGUUUAUCUAGUUGAUUCUAUUGAUAUUCUAUCUUUGAUUGUGUUUGGGUAAGUCUCCCUAAUCUUCUCUAUUAGCCUACUUUAUGCUUCUGUGUUGGGUAUGGAGUUAUAGGGUUAGAAGAGUAUGUGCCAUCAAGCAAAUCAAGGUAGAUGUAUGAGUAGGGACCUAUGGUGAUCGAGGCGACCGAACCCCUGCUAUAGGUAGCCUUCAUAGAUAGAACCCGAGAUAAAAUCUCAGUGUGGACGGUAGAUAGUAUCUAUUGAAAGGAGAUACGAGCUUAGUGCCCCAGGUACGAUAGCCUAGAUCGAGGUGACUUUAUAUGGGUAUAUGGGUGGCGUACUCGAGGUGUGUGGAUAACUACGAAAGCCCAUGGAAUCGAGCUCACUCUCCACAUUCGAUAACCCUAAGUAUCUAGAUAUACAUAGUAUCCCUAGGCUAUGGAGAGUGAUAGUUCUCCGAAGUACAUGCUUUUAGCUUUAUUCAAUCUCUAAACUAGUAAUUCCCUCAAAUCCUCCACUCAAACUUCCAAAAUGAUUAACUAAUUAACAAUAAGAUGGGAAGUAGGCUAGGGUACCAGGACCCGAGUAAAAUGCGUCUUUGAUUAUCACUAUACGACAAUGCCAUCUUAGGUUAAACUCGAAUUAGGAUGGGGUAGUUGUUGACACGUGCUAAACAUUGACAAUUAUAUGCACGGAUUCAAGUGAUCAAGCUUUUUGGUACCGUUGUCGGGGACCCUUGGUGACUAGUAUAAAACCACUAAGUUGUUAGUUAGUUUUUACAUUGUUUUGUUUGUUUGUCUUGUUUUGCGUUCUUGUUUGUGUUGUUAUUUUCAUGUUGUUUUGUUUUGUGUUUUCGUUAUGUUCGUUUUUGUUUUGUUGUUUGUUUUUUUUUCCAACUUCGUACGUCACAGGUUGUUCAGGUUGUGUUUUGUAGCACCUUUUAUGCGAAGAAGAAAUUCUUUGGAGAUAUUACCUCUUGAUACACAAAUAGAGAGAACCCUACGAAAUCUUAGAAGAGUUGCAAGAUGUUAAUCUCCACCAAUGGCGGAUCAUCAAGCUCAAGUUCCGCCAGCCAAGAACAAUAGGAUGCGGGUCAUAUGGGUGACCCGCAAUCCACCCACAUCAAUCACCCACUGCUUGCGGGUCGGAUAAUUUGCGGAUGGAUCAAUAUCAAUCCGCGGAUUAACCACCCACGUACCCACCCUAGUCAACACCCAAUAGUUCAAUUGCCUACAACUGUCUCCCUAUAAGCUUGCAGUUUAGAUACUUUUAGGGUUUUUUAAUUUAUUAGUUUUUUAUGAUAUAAAAUGACUAAGUAGUACUUUGAAAAUAAAUUUUAUUCUAGCCAUUAAAUUGUUCAAUUAUUAAGUUAUAUCUCUUUUACUUAUGAUAUUAUAUUAUUUAUAUCAUACCGGUUUUCUAAUAAUUUUUUAACGGUUUAAUACCGAUUGGAUCAAUUAAGUGCGAGCCGUUUACAUUGUCAGGUCUGGUUCGAUUCUCACUAACACGGGUGAAUUCUGGCUUUACUAUAUUAAGGAGACCUAGCAAGUCCAUCCAAACAGAUGGUUAAGAAAUAAAAAAAGAUGAGAAGCCCGCGCAUUGACUUCUGCUGCAUUGACUCUAUGGCGCCGGCCAACGAAGGUGUUAGCAUUUCUAACUUUCAAUCGGGUGCUUUGACUUGCAGUAAUGGAGAUUGCUCUUUGAUUCUCGGACACACGAAGCGAGUGAACUUCGAUUAGUCCAUAAUCAGCAAGUUUUUGGCCCCCCUUUUACGAGAAUAGAUAAGGUUGAUCUGAGAGCUGAAAGACGGGAUUCCGGGAGGGAUUUCUGGUUCGGAAGAAAGAGAGCAGCUGCCUCUCGGCUUAAAUAAUCAGCGACCUUUCAAGAACGAGGAGCAGCUUCCCCGGCGAAUUCAUAUGUUGGAAUUUCAACUCUUAUACUGAAAGGGAAGUAAUUCUUUUCCUUGUGGGAUUUUUCUUUGCGUGUAAGAGCAGCGAGUUUGAGCUUUUUCAAUGGCGUUCUCAACCUCAUGGUCGCAAUACAACUACCAUGUUUUCCUAAGCUUGAGAGGCAAAGACACAGGGAAAGGAUUCGGCGACCAUCUCUACACAGCUUUAGAGCAAGCGGGAUUCCACACGUUCAGAGACGACGAUGAGAUAGUGCGGAGAGAGGAGCUCGACAUCGAGCUCCAGAAGGCGAUGCAAGAGUCGAAACUGUUCCUGGUUGUGUUCUCCAAGGACUUCGCGUCUUCAACGUGGUGUCUCGAUCAGCUUGUGAAAAUUAUGGACCUCAGGAGAAGAUCUUUCCCGCAUCACAUAGUUGUUAUGCCUGUGUUCUAUGUUGAUCCGAUGCUGGUUUCUGAUCAGGCUGAUAGUUAUGCUGCUGCAUUUGCUAGUCAUGAGGAGAACUCCAAGGAGAAGGCCGAGAUUUGGAGGGCGGCUCUUCGAGAAGUUUCGGAUUUGGGUGGAAUGGUUUUGCAGGAUGGGUAUCAGGCUGAGUUUGUACAAGACAUAGUGAAAGAAGUCCGAAAGAAAUUGAACCGCCCAAUUGUACACACUCCCUCCCACUUAAUCGGAAUAGAGUCUCGUUUAGCUGACAUUGAUUUGUGGUUACAAGACAGCUCAAGUGUUCCAAUCGGAAUAAUCUAUGGAAUUGGAGGUGUUGGGAAAACAACGAUUGCAAAGGAAGUCUUUAACCUGAGCUUAGACAGAUUCGAAGCUAGUUGCUUCCUCCCAAACAUCAGAGAGACCUCGAAGCAACCCAAUGGUAUGGUUUUCUUGCAGAAGCAACUUCUCAACACAGUUCUGUAUGAUAAAAAUGUGAAGGUGAAUAAUGAAGCUGAUGGGAGUAACAAGAUCAAAGAUGCAAUAGGUUGCAGAAGGGUUCUAAUUGUUUUGGAUGAUGUUGGUCAUUUGGAACAAGUGAACAUGAUCGUUGCAACCUGGGACUGGCUGUAUAAGGGUAGUAAGAUCAUCAUAACAACUCGGCACAAACGUUUGCUCAAGGAUGAUAAAAUAUGCAGAAAGUUUAGGAUUGAGGAAUUGGGUGACGAUGAAUCAUUGCAGCUCUUUAGGCAACACGUCUUUGGGAAAUCCAACCCUAACGACGGAUUCAUGGAGCAUUCUUUAAGGGCAGUGAAGUAUUGCUGUGGGAUUCCUCUUGCCCUUCGAGAAUGGGGUACCUUUCUUUCUGAUAUAGAUAUAUCUGAGUGGAACAAUGCUUUGGAUAAAUUGGAAGCAAUUCUUCACAAUGGAAUCUUUAAAGUUCUCAGGGUGAGCUAUGAUUCUCUAAAGGAUGACUUGGGCAGAAGGUUGUUCCUGCACAUAGCUUGUUUCUUCAUUGGGAUGGAGAGCGAUUAUGUGACAAAGAUUUUAGAUGGAUGUGAGCUGUUUGCAAAAGCUGGGAUUCAAGAUCUUGUUGACAGGUUUCUGUUGACCAUUGGCGAGGAUAACAGGCUUAUUAUGCAUCCAUUGCUCAGAGAUAUGGCGAGGGAAAUUGUUCGUCAAGAAUCGCCAGAUGAUCCUGGGAGACGUAGCAGGCUCUGGUCUCAUGAUGAUUCCAUCAGUGUGCUGAGAGAAAACACGGGCACAGAAGCAAUUAGAGGCAUCAUUCUCAAUAUCCAGGGUCCUAUGACCGAAGGCAAACAUCACACAGAUCCUUGCACCAGUUGCGGGAAAAGACAUUCCUACGAUGAUGGUCUCAUCUGCAAAUCUACAUCAAAGAGGCGUGUUCUUGGCUUCAUUCGAGGACAGUCGGUCGAUACUGACUGUACAACUUCAUUCUCUAUGUCUCAUGAGUUUGAGAUGAAAGCACUUCAAAAGAUGCGCAAUUUGCAGUUGCUCCAGCUCAACUAUGCGAAGCUGAAGGGAAACUACAAAUAUCUUCCUCGGAGUUUAAUAUGGCUUUCUUGGCAUGGAUCGCCAUUGAAAUGCAUGCCAUCAUGUCUACACUUGGAGAAGCUUGUUGUUCUUGAUAUGCAAAGAAGCAGUUUAAAGCAUAUUUGGCAUGGCACCAAGUUUCUUCCAGCAUUGAAGAUCCUUGAUAUCAGCGCCUGCCAUAGUCUCAUAACGACCCCUGACUUCUCAGGACUGCCUUGUCUUGAACAAUUAGUGCUGGUGGACUGCAUAAAUUUGACCGAGGUCAAUGAAUCGAUAGGGAAGGUUGAGAAACUUGUUUCGUUGAACCUUAAAGGGUGUAGAAAGCUCAGGAAACUUCCGUCGACUGUUCUCAUGCUGAGACAGCUGAAAGUAAUUGUUCUUUCUGGCUGUUUGAAGCUUGAUGAGCUACCCCACGGGCUAGAUAAAAUGGAAUCACUCAAAGUGCUCCAAGCUGAUGGUGUAGCUCUAUAGGGAUUGCGGUCAAGGUCAUCUUGUUGUUCCACCUUUUGGGGUUCGUUAUUUCUGAGAAAUGAUGCGUUAGGCUUGUAUACUGGAGUUCCUUUGUUUGAGCUCCUUCUCCUGGAUGAAUGCAGCUUUCUCCAAUCACUUCCAGAGCUUCCAGCAAGUUUUUCAGGGUAAAAUUUGAACUUUGCCAAAGUUGAUGAGAUCAAUGAGGUUAAGCUGCAAGCAACAGAUCGAGAUAUAAGUUCUUCGAUCUAGAGGAUGUUAUAAACCUUCAUGUUGAAAUCAGGAAGAGUUUAGACUUCUUCAACUUUACAUCUGCGAAGCAUUGAAGUGGAGCUGACCAAUUAUUUGACCUCAACAUUAAGGAAGCAUGCACUUCAGGUACUUUCUUUUUACUUGUUUCGCAUCUAUCACUUCUUUCAAAAUUUCACUGCAGUUCCUUUCUUCGCUUAUUUAUUCCCUAAAGUAUGAGAGGAAUGGUACAGUUUUUGCAUGAUUGGGCCAUGUUUAAAACUUUUUUCCCAACACUGCAGCCAUGAUCAUGGUUAUUCAGUCCAUCACAAAAAUCCAAGUAUUGCUGGGAUUAACGUUAGUUGUUAUCAUCACUUGUUUGAGCAUUGUUAAGACAGUAAUGACGUGCAGGCUGUGCUCGUCGAAGGUUGCAAGAUACUGUUUGGUGAGGUCAUAGAAUUCUAUGGGCUGUUGGAUGUACAAUUUGGCUCAUGGGUUUUAGCCCAAAAACCAUGGGUGGAGGGUUGCUUCAAAAAUUCAUGUUGGCGGAGCAAACAAAAACGUACCAGGUCCUUUUGGAAUUGGAAAUCCAUAAAGGUGUCGAACCCCAUCCCCUCAGAUUGUCUAUUAUACUGUUGAAAUCCAUGGAUAUCACACCAUCCAUUAUUUUUCUUACAUCAAGCAGAUCAUCGACUUGCAAGAGCCAAUUACUCCUGUUGUGAACUUUCUUGGUAAGAUAGGAAUUGUUUAUUCCGUCAUCUAUAGAUGCAUGGAAAAUGGAAGAUUGCUCGACAAUGAAGAUAUAAAUUCCAC
Messenger RNA from Linum trigynum, 6116 nucleotides. Lineage: Eukaryota; Viridiplantae; Streptophyta; Magnoliopsida; Malpighiales; Linaceae. The record is from the annotation of a GenBank genome assembly.